AUGUUAUUAGGAACGGGUGUACUUCAAUUUGCAAUAAAGCGUUUUGGUCUUCUUUUUGGAGUUAUAGGGCAUUCAAUGGUAGUGUGUAUGCACACACAUGCGUUUAACACAUCCAAUCCUUUGUGUGUAAGAGAAAAUGCAGACGCAGCACAAAUAGCCCCAAAAGGUGUACGAUAUGAAGGCGCGCGUAUGAGAGAGAUCAUAAGUCGGGCGGUGUACAAUAUUGGAAAAGGCUGUGGGCACAUUAGAAGUGACUCCUAUUUCUACAUUAGUGCUAACCCAAAGAGCCUAAUGAAAAUACAGAAAAAACCCCUUAAAGAAGAUAGAUCUAAUAGAGUGCAGAAUCUCAGAGAAGAAAAGUAA
Messenger RNA from Nematocida ausubeli, 363 nucleotides. RefSeq lists its product as uncharacterized. The record is from RefSeq and is a predicted model, not a curated record. NCBI's taxonomy places the organism in Eukaryota, Fungi, Microsporidia. The coding region runs from base 1 to 363 and encodes 120 amino acids. The transcript has a single exon.